CUAACUACGAACGCGCACCGCACGGCCGCACAACAUGGCACACCAAUAGCGAACAAAGUGAACAAGUGCUUGGUGACUGUGAAAAGUGAUAUCAUUGUUUCAUCCUUCAUUGUUCUUCAGAUGCCAGUGUGUUAUGAGACAUGACGCGGGACAGUUACGAAAUGAAACCAAACCGCUUGUCCAGGGGUGGCUCCCUGUUCGGAAAUGAUCCUCAAGUUCAGCUAAGAACAGCACUCCGUACAAAUGACUUCGCAACCUUCAAGAAACUUGUAAGUUACGGUGCUGUUAAUCUAGAACACGUUUAUCCAUAUCCUGAUUACAAGACUUGCCUUGAACUAGCCGUUUCGGAACCAAACAAAAUUGAGUUCGUAAAACUAUUGUUGCAACAUGAGGUGCAAGUCAACAGAAUUAAUGAAACCCACGCCGCUGCUCCUUUACACUUUGCUGUAGAAAAUGGAAAUCUUGAAGCACUGAAUUCUCUAUUAGAAGACGAUAGAAUAGAUAUUAAUAUUAAGUGUAAAGGAAAUACUGCAUUACUGAUGGCAAUUAAAAGUAUACAAGAAUUAGACGAUGACCGCGAACGUGAGUUAGAUGUAUAUGAAGAUAUGAUAGAAAAGCUUCUAAAAGCUGGUUGCGAUGCUAAUUCUCCUGAUUUAAAAGGCGUUACUCCCGUUUAUUCAGCAGCAAAGCAAGGACUUGAGAGAGUUGUCACCUACAUUUUAGAUUAUGCAAAAGAUCCUAUUGAUUUGGAUUUUUACAAGGACGUUCGAGGUAGGUCGGCGAGAUAUUAUUUGCAAGAAGCUUUUCCACAUCUGAUAGCGAAAUUCGAGUCCAACGCGGAAAUCGAAGAGUCGAUUGACGUGGACAAAUUAUUUUCCUAUUUAAGUAGACAUGAGGAGGAUAAUUUUAUUCGCGAUUUAACGAAACUUUUCAAAAAAAAUGAGCACCGACCAAUUUUUGCCGCUAAUAAUGGAAUGAACACAAUGUUACAACUUGCUGUGGAUAAAGGAUUUGAAAGAGUUGCAUUAGCAUUGCUUAAUUCGGGAGCAGAUCCAAAUGCCACAUGUCCAGGUAAUAAUUCUCGUCCUAUUGCCAUUGCUUGUUACAACGGAUAUUGCAAAAUACUCAAAAUGUUCAUUGACAACGAGUUAACUUUAUUUGAUCCAGUAAAUAACGAAUCUCUUCUUCAAUUAACCGUAAAAGGAAUGAGGUCUGCUUCUAAAAACCCAAAAGCCGACUUCAAAGGAUGUUUAAAUUUACUGUUAUCCAAUCCAAAGGUAAAUAUAAACAUUAAUUAUCAAGAUAUGAAAGAUAAUACGGCAUUACAUUAUGCUGCAAGAAAUGGCGACAACGACACUGUUUUAGAAUUGCUUAGAAAAGGGGCUUGUGUAGGGUUAUACAACAGGUUCAAUGAACCACCGUUAGCAGAUAUAAAUGCGAGAACUCUAGAAACGUUUUUGGACGAAUGCAUUGAAUCAAAUGGCGAACGACCUAGUGACGAAGACUACGAAAUUCGUAUCAAAUACAGUUUUCUCGUUUAUCCUAACCAUUCAUUAGAAAGUGAGAUGUGCAAAGUUCCAUUAAUGGAUAACUCUAACAAUAAUAACAUAGUUAAAGAAUACGAGGCUAUUUUGGCUCCAGAAACAGAAGCGUUGUUAUACAUGACUAGAAAUGAAGAAUUACGACCACUUUUAAAACAUCCAGUAAUAACCAGUUUUCUUUAUUUGAAAUGGCAGCGAAUAAGCUGUCUUUUUUAUGCAAACAUAACCUUUUAUUCACUAUUGUGGUUAUGUUUAAUGUUAUAUAUAAUAUUGGGAUAUGGAAUUGAAAAGCAACAAUCAAAGUCCGUUGAAAUGAUAAAUGUCAUAACUUAUAUCGGAGCUUGUAUUGGCCUGAUACUCUUGGUAAUUCGAGAAAUAUUUCAGUUAUUAGUAUCACCGACAAGAUACCUGCAAAGUAUCGAAAAUUUGAUGGAGAUUGCCUUAAUAUUCGUAACGGCAACGAUUUUAUGCAACGAUUCAGCACCAGAAUCUGUCAAACAACAGUUGUCUGCAGUUGCUAUUCUACUCUCGUCCGCAGAGCUUGUGCUACUCAUUGGUCAAUUUCCUACAUUAUCAACAAAUAUCGUUAUGUUGAAAACUGUUUCUUGGAAUUUCUUCAAAUUUUUACUUUGGUACUGUAUCUUAAUAAUAGCAUUUGCUCUGAGUUUCUAUACGUUAUUUAAAAAAGGCGAAGAACAGGAAGACCAAAAAGCACCAAACCCGAACAUCACUGGCCCAGAGGAUGAAGAAGAGGAAGAAUUUUUCGAAGACCCCGGAAGCUCUCUGUUUAAAACUAUUGUUAUGUUAACGGGAGAAUUUGAUGCUGGAUCUAUCAAAUUUAGUACAUUUCCAGUGACAAGUCAUAUAAUAUUCAUUGUUUUCGUUUUUAUGGUUCCCAUUGUCUUGUUUAAUUUACUCAAUGGUUUAGCAGUCAGUGAUACACAGGAGAUAAGAGCUGAUGCUGAAUUAGUGGGGCACAUAUCAAGGGUUAAGCUUAUAUCUUAUUUUGAAAGUGUGCUUAUUGGCAAAAUGUAUACACAACCGCUAAAAUGCUGGUCAUGGUUGCCCCCUUCCCUGCAAGAUUUAAACAUUAUCAAACCGCAGAUGGUCUGCAUAAAACCUCUGGCUCAUAGAAUCAGUCUGUUUCCAGUAUUUUUGCCUAAAUAUGGAAUAACAGUCAAGCCUAAUCAAAAUAACGUUAUAGAAAUACCGCGACCAGAAAAUAUUGGCAAAUUUGGUGAUGAUUAUGAAGAUGUUGAAGGAGGCAAAUGUUGCUUUGAGCAGUGUCAGGCCUUUAGGUUGGACAGAAGAAUUGUCAAAAACGCUAAAAUAAUUAUCAGCAAGAGGACAUACGUAUCCGAAUUCGACGAAAUGAAAAAUAUACUUUCAAAAUAUGAAACAAAAAUUUCUAGUAUAGAAAGUACACUAAAGAAGGUUCUACAGCAGUUAGAAACUCGUUGAUAUAGUUUUUAUUUUAAAAUAAUACUACACAUGGAACUGAUAUGUACUUAUUAGUAUGUGAAUAAAUGAAUAUACUUCAAUUUUUCACAACACAACAUACAGAAAUAUUUAAAACAAAAAAGUAACUCAGUAUUUUCUAAUUAGUAUAUACUGAUUUUUUAAUAAUUUAAAAUGCAUAUAAAAAUUUUCGGAACCGGCCGGAUUUGAACCUGCGACUCUCGGGCAAUCGC
Messenger RNA from Pararge aegeria (speckled wood butterfly), 3232 nucleotides. It is a transcript of the gene pain, whose product is annotated as transient receptor potential cation channel protein painless. Bases 141 to 3002 code for a protein of 953 amino acids. Gene Ontology annotation, biological process: transmembrane transport; monoatomic ion transport. The transcript is spliced from 2 exons. Gene Ontology annotation, molecular function: protein binding; monoatomic ion channel activity. Gene Ontology annotation, cellular component: membrane. Lineage: Eukaryota; Metazoa; Arthropoda; Insecta; Lepidoptera; Nymphalidae. The record is from RefSeq and is a predicted model, not a curated record.